This is a messenger RNA of Ceratitis capitata (Mediterranean fruit fly), 2559 nucleotides long. RefSeq names its product lactosylceramide 4-alpha-galactosyltransferase. The transcript is spliced from 3 exons. NCBI's taxonomy places the organism in Eukaryota, Metazoa, Arthropoda, Insecta, Diptera, Tephritidae. Bases 242 to 1387 code for a protein of 381 amino acids. The record is from RefSeq and is a predicted model, not a curated record. Gene Ontology annotation, biological process: glycosphingolipid biosynthetic process. Gene Ontology annotation, molecular function: alpha-1,4-N-acetylgalactosaminyltransferase activity.
CGAGUAACUGUGGACGUCCUAUUAAGCGUUCCUUUUUCAGAUCACAAAAUACAACACUGCAACCUUCAAAGUUGUCAAAAGCAAACUUAAGAUGCGGACGACGUAAAGGUGUUUCAGUACAAAAUGGAAUUUGCUUUUGUGGAACUAUAUCGUUAAAAAAAUAUGCUCAAGGAUUUGCGCAUUUCAUAACAUCUUGGAAUCUCUUACACGUUAAUGUGUUUCUAAUAUAAAACCUACAGAAAUGGUUUCUAAGCACAGAUUAAAGCUAACACUGCUGUUUAUACUAUCUUUAGUAGUAUUUAGCUGGUGUAUUCUGUAUAGUUUCGCCUUAAACCGCACAGACAUGAGGUUAUGCUUCCUGAAUAGCUUCAGUGCUACGCCCUCUGUCUCUUUAACACAACAAAAACUCUCACACAAUAAGUACACUGCUGGUCCACAUCUCAUAGAGGACGUAAUGUUGGUUGAACCAAAGCCGAAUGGGCGAAGCAUCAUAUUUCAUGAGACCAGUUGCCCCGGGGAGAAGUACCUUAGUAAUGAGCAAAAUUUAGCCAACGUUCCCAUUAAUAUGGUGCAUCUUACCGCGCGGGAGGCAUGUGCCAUUGAAUCGGCAGCAUUACAUAAUCCCGGUUUUAACAUUUUUGUACUGUUUGCUAGUGCUGCUUAUCGCAAUGAUAACAAUACCCCGCCUGUGAUAGAAGCAAUACUCAGUUACCCAAAUGUUCAUCUUCGCAAUUUAAAUAUAUGGGCUUACGCAGCAGGAACACCAAUGUAUCAAUGGUUAAAAGAAGGCUCCCUUUUUAGAUCCAGGUAUGUGCUUUCACAUCUCUCGGACUUUUUGCGUUAUCUAACUUUGUGGCGCUGGGGUGGUACAUAUCUUGAUAUGGAUGUAGUAGUUCUGCGUAGUCUUGAGGAAUUACCCCCAAAUUAUACAGGAGCAGAAUCAAACACACAUCUUGCGGCAGGUGUAAUGAAUUUUUCACCCGUUGACUUUGGACAUGAAAUUGCGGAAAAAUGUUUACGUGAUUUCCUGAUUAAUUAUGAUGGCAGUGACUGGGGUAACAAUGGGCCGGGCGUCAUAACUCGAGUAAUGAAUGAUGUCUGCAAGACGGCCAAUAUUGAGUUAAUGAUGGAUACUAAACGCUGUAUGGGUUUCCAUAUAAUGCCAAGAGAGGCAUUUUACGCUAUUCCUUGGAUGAAUUGGGAGCAUUUCUUUGAAGCUCAGUAUCUGACUGAAACAUUAGAACUGCUUAAAAAUUCAUAUGUAGCACAUGUGUGGAACAAACAUUCCAAAAAAAGGCAUAUCAAAGUAGGAUCUAAUGCAGCUUACGGGAUAUUAGCUGAGAAACAUUGUCCGAAGGUUUACGCAGCCGCUGGCGAAUACUUUUAAAUAAAAAACGGCAACCUCGAAUGACUAAAAGGCAUUUAGGUACUACAUAUAAUAUCUUUGGGAUUGACUAAGCAGUAAAGCAUGAAUCGUAUAAAGGUCUUUUCUUAAAAUUGCCGCCUAAACUUUGUACGUCGUUGUUAUGUUUUAUAUAUAUUAUUUUGUUGAUUAUUUUUUAUACUGUUGUAUAUAUAACAGAUUUUACGACAAUCCCAAGCAAACAUUUAUUUUACAUACAUACCUGUUUCAAUUGGGUUGGUAUUAAGAGUCGUGAUCGCAAGAAAAAAUUUGAAUUUACAAAUACGAGUAUUCUAUUACUAACGAGCAAAAGUAUAUGUAUUUAAAUUUUUUAUAUUAGCAUUAGUUUAGAUAAUUGCUUGAAAAAAGUUUCGCAAAACUUAAAAAAAAUAUAAUUUUUCGUAAAUAAUUUAAAAGUAAUUGAUGUAUUGUUUCAAAACUUAACAAACGCUAAAUAGCGAUUUCUUUUCCUAGAGGCAUUAUUUUUAAGCUUCAAAAUAUUAUUUGCACGUGUGAAAGUACAAUUGUAAAAAUCUCAUGUACCCUUGAAAAAUUUACAUUCAUAAACAAUUUUUUUUUUAAAUGUAAAACCAAAGUUUGUAUAUAACUACUCAGUUCGAAUUAUACAAUUAAUCUGUUAAUAAUAUUAUAUAUUUUUUUCUUUACUAAUCGUAGUUUUAAAACGUAACCGAUUUUCUUUUCCAUAUGCUGCACUACAUGGAUUAUAAUGAAAUUGUAAAAUAUUAAUAAGCCCAGAACAAAAUGAAGUAAUGUUCUUACACACUUUUGUGGUGUAUACAGAUAACUACUCGACCAAUUCCUGCCCCAACCAAUUUCAAAUUAUUUUUAUACGCAUUGUUUCCAAGAGGGUAUAAGUUAUUGUUACGGGCAUUUGCGCUGACUUUGCUGACAAUUUCGCAACGUUAAAAAAAAAAUCGGUAUAAUACAUACAUGUAUAAAUGUACAAAUAUGAAAACGCUUUAAGGAUUUUUAAUGCAUGCGUAUAUUGGGAAGUGGCAAAAUCAUAUGAAUUUCUUGUACAGGUGACAUGUAUACUUUCAAACAGUUUGAUUAUGAAAUGUAUAAACUAUGUUAUAAGAUUGUUAUAUAUAAGCAAUAUAGUGUUAUAAUAAUAAAAUAUGCACCAACUUACAUAA